CCAGGCUUUUACUCGGUACUUCCCUUGUCGACAAGAAGAACAAAGGAUGCCAACUUGUUGAAAUACACGGCAUCGUUGUUAAACUUGGGGACCCCCUCUUCCAUUUCCUCCUUUUUCUAUCCUUCGCCUACAUAUCCUAUUACGCCACUCGGUUCGUCAUACUCAGACUACCUAGGUAGCGAACAGCCAGCCAUGUCAUUAUCACAACUUGCCCAUCUCCUCCCACUUCCGGAGGAGGAGUUGCAACAAGUGGUUGAUUAUGCCUCGACAUUGUCCAAGGAAGAAGCAGCCGCACACUUUGGCAACCUCCUCGGCGAUUCUCCAGCAGCAAUCGAGUUCAUUUCAUCCUUCAAUGCCCGCCGACACAACCCAAAACCCGACCCUACUCCCGCCUCUGGUUCAGCCGCUACCAGUACUCGACAAGUCGAGGUUCCCCCCAAAUCCAGACGAGGCCAGAGUAGGAAAAAGAAGGGGGCGCUGCAUACUCCGGCGGCCCGGCAAGUAGGUUCGCAAGCCCCGCCUCCAGGGACGGCAUAUAGCAAGAAGGGUCUGGAAGAGGAUUACAUACCGAAGCGUCCGAGUUCAGCGGUCGAGACGACAGCCCAGGCAGCUCCCAGAGUACAACAAGGACCCCCGACAAGCGCGACACCGCCGCCGCAACCACAACCGCAACCGCAACAGCAACAGCAACAGCAGCGAACGGCAGCAGGCUACCUCAUCUCGGAAGGACCGACAAAGACCAAGUCCAAAUCCACUCCGGUAACGCGGUCAACGACACCCAAGUCGAGAAAUGAAAACACAAAAGUGACCAUCACGGGGGGUCUCCCGAUGGCCGGAGCAUCAACAGCGCUGAAAGACCUGGACGCGGCGAUCCGGACGCUGGAGAUGACCACCAACCCCACGCUGCAGGGCGACGUGAAGACGAGGCGAUGCAACUGCGUGGCGACGCGCCACGGUCUCCAAUCCGCUGCACCAAACUGCCUGUCCUGCGGCAAGGUGAUCUGUCUCAAGGAAGGCCUCGGGCCUUGCACGUACUGCGGGGCGCCGCUCCUCAGCUCGGACGACGUACAGGCCAUGGUGAGGGAGCUGAGGGCCGAGAUGGGCCGCGAGAAGAUGGCGGCCGACAGGGAUGCGCGUAGGCGGCCUGAGAUUAGCAAGAAACCCGCGCCUUUCGGCCAGCACCGAGCCACCGGCGCGGCAGCCGGCAACUCCUCCUCCCAUGCGGAGGCGGAAGCCCAGGCAAGGGCGCACCGGGACAAGCUGCUGGGUUUCCAGGCGCAAAACGCCCAGCGUACGACGGUGCGGGACGAGGCGGCGGAUUUCGACGUGUCCGGCGCCAUGGCCGGGACGGGGGGCAGUAUCUGGUCCACGCCGGAGGAGAGGGCGCGGGAGCUGAAGCGACAGCAGAAAGUCCUGCGAGAGAUGGAAUGGAAUGCCCGGCCCGAGUAUGAGAAGAGGCGGCAGAUUGUGAGUAUCGAUUUAGUCGGCGGCCGGGUGGUGAAGCAGAUGGCCGCGGUUGAGCGGCCCCCAACGCCGGAAGACGAUGGCGUGAUGAAUGAAGGGGUGGAUGCGGACGAGGAUGAGGGAGGAGUCCGGAUCGGUGGGGUCACGGCUGACGAUUUGUCCUUACGAGGGCCGUCUGGGGGUGGUGGUGGCGGCGGCGGCGGCGGCGGCGUCGGUGGCGCGUUUAGCCACAAUCCGUUACUCGGUCAUCUCAUCAAGCCAGUAUACGAGCCCAAAGGAAAAAGGACAGAGCUCGAGGGGAGGAAGGAUCGGAAGACGAAAUGGAGACGGGUCCAGGAUGAUACCAACGAUAACGAAGGCGUGAUUUUAGACGGGGGGGUGCAUGGAUUCUCGACGACUGCCGACGAGCCAGCGUGCGGAUAAAGAGAGCAUGUUAUGAAGAGACGCCUAUACGGAGUACCUAUGUGAUAUCUCAUCAUAGACAUAGCAAGCGGAGAAUCAAGUCGCAAUGCGUGAAGCUGAACUGAGUGCGUGUCCAUCCACACUGGCUUGACCAGUAUUCGUAUAGGCAUUUCGAGGCACAGUGUCACGAUCCCGUAUAUUCCCGUCUCUUCAACCAGGUUAGGCUCAGUCGCCAUCGUUCAGAAGUCGAAGACAUUAUUUCAUGGCAGUAUCGGGUAAUAAUAAACAAAAUAAAUAAUAUAACACC
Messenger RNA from Sodiomyces alkalinus F11, 2173 nucleotides. RefSeq lists its product as hypothetical. The transcript has a single exon. Gene Ontology annotation, cellular component: nucleus. NCBI's taxonomy places the organism in Eukaryota, Fungi, Ascomycota, Sordariomycetes, Glomerellales, Plectosphaerellaceae. The coding region runs from base 193 to 1887 and encodes 564 amino acids. The record is from RefSeq and is a predicted model, not a curated record. Gene Ontology annotation, biological process: regulation of DNA-templated transcription. Gene Ontology annotation, molecular function: zinc ion binding.